Messenger RNA from Sphenostylis stenocarpa, 234 nucleotides. The record is from the annotation of a GenBank genome assembly. NCBI's taxonomy places the organism in Eukaryota, Viridiplantae, Streptophyta, Magnoliopsida, Fabales, Fabaceae.
AUGGCCACUCACAAAUCGGGUCGGGUUCGAUCUCACGUUGUUCAUACUUUCUCGGAAUUUUAUUGCAAGAUGAUUGGGAGAAAAUAUAACCAGGCCUAUGUGAUCAGGCAAACUGCAAUCAAAACAAUAGUGGAAAUGGACUCAGAAAACUUAGCACGAGUUGUUUAUAUACACAAACUUCUGAAAGAAAAAAAAACUUCACAUCCUCCAAACUAUGUAGUUCUCCAAACUUGA